Messenger RNA from Oldenlandia corymbosa var. corymbosa, 2444 nucleotides. The record is from the annotation of a GenBank genome assembly. NCBI's taxonomy places the organism in Eukaryota, Viridiplantae, Streptophyta, Magnoliopsida, Gentianales, Rubiaceae.
AUAAUAAUGUACAGUAUACCAAAUAAAAAUUCAGGUCAUUGGAGGCAAGCUUUCGCGCCUUAGUGCUCAUCGCAGGCUUGCAGCAUCACGCCUUCAAUUAAAAUGAAAAUCCCGGUCCGCUCCUCCGCAAAAGCGUAGAAUUCGAACGCGGUGGCUUUUGCGCCUUUCAUUCAGUAUUAUGUUUCCGUUUCUCCUCCAAACCUUGUGGAUUUUGACUUUUGCCGCAAAUGUUUAGUACUCUUCGCCAUCUCAGCCCUACUCCUCCCCAGCUCCGCCACCUGUCAACGGCCGCCGCCGCCGCCGCCUGGUACAACCCGCCGAAAACCCUCCACCAGCCUCUUUCCGAAUAUUCAUCGGACCCAAUUCUGAUAACUCUCUCAGAAGCCAUAAAGAACUCCCACCAUAAACCCCUCCAAACCUCACUCAAAACCCUCCUCCCAUCCCUUAAAUCCAAACACAUCAUCAACCUCAUAAACCUAAAUCCCCACGACGUUUCCCCGGAAUCCCUUUACUCUUUCUUCACAUGGCUGUCUUCUCAUUCUUUAUCCACCCCUUUUCGCCACACCAUCCUUUCUUAUUUCACCAUGGUCCAUUUCCUCUGCACCCACAAAAUGCUCCAACAUGUUCCCGGGCUCAUCAAUACUGUUGUUUCAAGGAGAGGGAAAGAUUCAGCUGCAGAAUUGUUUGGAGCUAUUCUAAAGACCAAGGGUGCUCAAAGAUCCAAUCUUUCUGUGAUAUUCAAUGAUCUGAUGCUAGCUUAUUUGGAAUUAGGCCUCCUUGAUGAUGCGAUUCAAUGCUGUAAGUUGAUUAGAGAGCAUAAAUUUCCUGUCCCUUUUGAAGCUUGUCUCAAAAUUCUUAAUCAUUUUAUGAAAUUAAAGUCACCGGCGAUGAUAUGGGAUUUUUAUAAGGAGAUAUUGCGUGGCGGGUUUCCUCCAGACUUGUAUUGUUUUAAUAUUUUGAUGAAUAAAUUCGGUAAACUAGGUCAGAUAAAGGAAGCUCAGUUGGUGUUUGAUGAAAUUGGCAAAAGAGGCUUAAGACCUAGCGUUGUUAGUUUCAACACUUUGAUAAAUGGAUAUUGUAGAGUGGGUAAUUUGAAUGAAGGAUUUAGGUUGAAGAAAGAAAUGGAGGAGCGUGAUAUCUUGCCUGACGUUUAUACAUACAGUGUUUUGAUUAAUGAGUUGUGUAGGAAGGGUAAGUUAGACGAUGCCGAUGAGUUAUUCAAUGAGAUGUGUGGGAAAGGAUUAGUUCCCAAUCAUGUUACUUAUACUACAUUGAUCAAUGGGCAUUGCAAGAAUGGAACAUUCAGUUCGGCCAUGGAGAUUUAUCAGCAAAUGUUGAAGCAAGGAGUACAACCAGAUGUAAUCACUUAUAACACUUUGGCCGAUGGGCUAUGCAAGAUUGGAGAUUUAAGCAAGGCAAGGAGCCUUGUGGAUGAAAUGACCGAGAAAGGUUUGAAGCCUGACAAGAUUACGUAUACAACUCUAAUUGAUGGAUUAUGUAAGGAGGGAAAUCUGGAAGAAGCAAUGGAAAUAAGAAAAGGCAUGAUCAAGGAAGCGAUUCAGCUCGAUGAUGUUGCAUAUACAGCUCUGAUAUCAGGUCUUUGUAGGGAGCAGAAAUUUGUGGAAGCGGACAAAUUAUUGAGGGAAAUGGUGAAUGUCGGCUUGAAACCUGAUGAUGGUGCUUACACUAUGGUCAUGGAUGGUUUUUGCAGGAAAGGAGAUGUUAAAAAGGGCUUUAAACUGAUGAAGGAACUGCAAAGAGAUGGACAUAUACCUGGUAUUAUAACUUACAAUGUUCUAAUGAACGGAUUAUGCAAGUUAGGACAAAUGAAGAAUGCUGAAAUGCUACUACAUGCUAUGCUUAAUGUAGGAGUUAUUCCGGAUGACAUUACUUUCAAUAUUCUGUUGGAAGGUCAUUGUAAGAAUGGGAACCCUGAGAAUACAGAGAAACUGCGGAGGGAGAAAGGGCUUAUUUUGGAUUACGGUUCUUACUCCUCUUUGAUUAGUAGUUUAAGUAAAACCUCAACACGAUCCAGAAAUAGAUGAUGAACAAGUUCAAAGGAGAACUGAAAUGUAGAUGUCAGAAAUACUUACACUGUUCAAUUGUAUUUUUUUGGAAAAUCGUCUGAUGAAAAUGUACAUUUUCUGCUCAGUUGGUCCUUUUAAGUUUUUCCCUUUGCAGGUGCGGUCUAGAGUGAUGAUACACACAGCAAUGAAUACAGUAAGGAGAGUAAUGGGCUAGAAUUAUUUGUGAGGCCUAUCUUCAUUCUUCACAGGCUUAAGAUAAUUUUGAAACCCGCUCUGAGAUAAUGAGCUUCUUGAACUAAAAUCCAUAUUCUUCAUUGAACUGGAACUACAUUCGCCCAAACGGGCUUAAGAUAAUUUUGAAGCCGUUGUAUUUCUCUUUUAAAGUCUGGGUUUCUAGAUUCUACGUUCACCCAUUUA